Molecule: messenger RNA, 750 nt
Organism: Podarcis muralis (Common wall lizard)
Lineage: Eukaryota; Metazoa; Chordata; Lepidosauria; Squamata; Lacertidae
Source: RefSeq, a predicted model, not a curated record
AUGGGGUUUUCGUUGUGGCAGGAAAUAAGAGGAAAGAGGAAAGGGGCCCAACCUGCACAACUUGCAGUGCACAGGGAGAGGAGGAGGAGCCGCAUACUCUUCAUGGAGAGUUCUGCAAAGAAGAAGCAAGCACUAUUUCAACACCACCUGGCCUUGUUGAAAAGCGAGAGGGACAGCAGGGAGGUCCUCACAGUGAACCAAGGGAAGAGGCUGGAGAUGCUGCUGCAAUCAGGGGGGGAAUCCAACCAGACUUCCCCUGAUGGGAAUUACUCUGCUGCUUUGAGAGCAGCGUGCCCAGCUGGCUGGAUUGUUUAUGAAGGGAAGUGUUACUUUUUCUCAGAAGAAGAAAGAAACUGGACUUCUGCCCAGCGCUUUUGCAUUUCCCAGGGCUCUUCUCUGGCUACGAUUCAGAGUGAGCUGGAAAAGGUGUUCAUGCUCCGGUUCAAGGGUGAAGCUGACCAUUGGAUCGGCCUCCGGAAGGACUUCAAUGAUACCUGGAUAUGGGCAGAUGGGUCAGAAUACAGUAACACGUUGGUGGUGAAAGGAAGUGAAAACUGUGCCUAUCUAAGCAAGGAGUUUGCCAUUGCCUCCCGUUGCCACAUACCGAUAAAGUGGAUCUGCAGUCACCCUGAUGCGUAUAUGAGGAAUGUAAAUUCUACAGCAGGAAAAAUCAGAUGACAAGAGAAAUUAUGAUCAACCCCAGGGAUGUAAUAAAUCAGCAAUUUCCAUUCUGGCCCAUAUUAAUCACAA